This is a messenger RNA of Mus pahari (shrew mouse), 10530 nucleotides long. RefSeq names its product neuronal cell adhesion molecule (gene Nrcam). The transcript is spliced from 34 exons. The record is from RefSeq and is a predicted model, not a curated record. The coding region runs from base 965 to 4906 and encodes 1313 amino acids. Gene Ontology annotation, biological process: brain development; cell-cell adhesion. Lineage: Eukaryota; Metazoa; Chordata; Mammalia; Rodentia; Muridae. Gene Ontology annotation, molecular function: cell-cell adhesion mediator activity.
CGCUGGAGCAGAACAAGGAGCCCGAGGCUGCCGCGUUGUCACUCAGACACUGGCGCCCUGGCUCAACCCGGGCUCUUGUGGGAGGGAGUCUGGCAGCGUUUGCAGCUUGGGAGAAAGAGGUCGGCGACUUCGUUUUCUCUUGCAAGCCCUUGACACAGUCAGGGCGCUGGUUAGAAAAAGGAGACGCACGCCCUGGGAGGACGCAGCUUCGACCCCCGCCGCUCGGGUACUGCGGGCUAGCGCCCACUAGCUCUUUGGGUCCCGGGUCAACUUCAGCCUGGGCGCCUGCGCCCCACGCCUCUCUGGAAGCUCUGACUAGAGGUCUGCCUGUGGACAGACGGGCAUUACACAGCUUUCUGGGCUGGGACGCAGUGGAUGCAGAGUGUCACAAGACAGGGUCGGUUGCCCGGCGGCGAAGAGCGACUGAAUCUCGCUGGUCGCGCUGCAGCGUGCGCGCGUUCGUGUCCCCGCGGACACAUCUGGGCGUGGGCUUUGUUCAGAUGUGCUCACACCUGGGCGAAUCGCCGUGAGCGGGGGGUGAUGCUGACUGUCCACCCCUGCUUUCUCAGUCCUGUCGAGGACUCGGGGAAUCAGAGGGGAACAGGAUAGACACCAGGAAUGGUGCGCUGGGGACACUUGCUUUGUUGGCUUCCAGGAAUUUUUGUGAUACUCUCCAGUGAAACCCAGCACUCCUGCUUGCUGAAGGCUUUUUACCAAGGCUGCUUUCAGCUGUUGACGUCACCCUGAGAAAAGGUGGGUUUGAGAAAUCAGGGAAGCAUUGGAGGUUCCUGACUCUGAGGAUCUUCUGAAGAGCAAUGCUAAGAAAACCUUUGACUUAAGGAAUUAAAACGAAAUACCACUUCUUCAGUCCCCUGCAUGAAAAAUUAUUUAAACGCCGCACACCAAUCUUCUGUGAGAGAAGAAAAGGAAAUUCCGUGCGUGGGUCUCAGCAGGAGUGCAGCUGAUGCAGCUUAAAAUAAUGCCGAAGAAGAAGCAGAAGCACUUAUCUGCAGGCGGAGUGCCCCUGAUUCUCUUCCUGUGCCAGAUGAUCAGCGCUCUGGACGUUCCUCUUGAUCCAAAGCUCCUUCAUGACUUGGUACAACCUCCAACCAUCACUCAUCAGUCACCCAAAGACUACAUCAUUGACCCUCGGGAGAAUAUUGUAAUCCAGUGUGAGGCCAAAGGGAAACCUCCCCCAAGCUUUUCCUGGACUCGUAAUGGAACACAUUUUGACAUAGACAAGGACCCUCUGGUCACCAUGAAGCCUGGCUCAGGAACCCUUGUCAUCAACAUCAUGAGUGAGGGGAAAGCAGAGACCUAUGAAGGAGUCUAUCAGUGCACCGCGAGGAACGAGCGAGGAGCUGCUGUCUCCAAUAACAUCGUUGUCCGCCCGUCCAGGUCGCCCUUGUGGACCAAGGAACGACUUGAACCGAUAAUACUCCGGAAUGGUCAGUCAUUAGUGCUACCAUGUAGGCCUCCAAUUGGAUUACCUCCGGCCAUAAUAUUUUGGAUGGAUAAUUCCUUCCAGAGACUUCCACAGAGUGAGCGGGUCUCCCAAGGCCUAAAUGGGGACCUUUACUUCUCCAAUGUCCUCCCAGAGGACACCCGUGAAGACUAUAUCUGCUAUGCCAGAUUUAAUCACACUCAAACCAUCCAACAGAAGCAGCCCAUUUCUUUGAAGGUGAUUUCAGUGGAUGAAUUGAAUGACACUAUAGCUGCUAAUUUGAGUGACACUGAGUUUUAUGGUGCUAAAUCUAGUAAAGAGAGGCCCCCAACGUUUCUAACUCCAGAGGGCAAUGAAAGCCACAAAGAGGAAUUAAGAGGAAACGUGCUUUCGCUGGAGUGCAUUGCGGAAGGCCUACCUACUCCAAUUAUUUACUGGAUCAAAGAAGACGGAACGCUUCCUGCCAACCGGACGUUUUAUCGGAACUUUAAGAAAACCUUGCAGAUCACUCAUGUUUCCGAAGCAGACUCUGGAAAUUAUCAGUGCAUAGCAAAAAAUGCAUUAGGAGCCGUCCAUCACACCAUUUCUGUCACCGUUAAAGCGGCACCCUACUGGAUCGUGGCACCUCAAAACCUCGUGCUUUCCCCGGGAGAGAAUGGGACCCUCAUCUGCAGAGCUAAUGGCAACCCGAAACCCAGAAUUAGCUGGUUAACAAAUGGAGUCCCGAUAGAAAUUGCUCUUGAUGACCCCAGCAGAAAAAUAGAUGGCGAUACCAUUAUAUUUUCAAAUGUUCAAGAAAGCUCAAGUGCAGUUUAUCAGUGCAAUGCUUCUAACAAAUAUGGAUAUUUACUAGCAAAUGCAUUUGUAAAUGUUCUCGCUGAACCACCUCGGAUUCUUACACCGGCAAACACACUGUACCAGGUCAUUGCAAACAGGCCUGCUUUGCUAGACUGUGCCUUCUUUGGGUCUCCUAUGCCUGCCAUUGAGUGGUUUAAAGGGACGAAGGGAAGCGCUCUUCAUGAAGACAUUUAUGUUUUACAUGAUAAUGGAACGUUAGAAAUUCCUGUGGCCCAAAAGGAUAGUACAGGGACGUAUACUUGUGUCGCAAGGAAUAAAUUAGGAAUGGCAAAGAAUGAAGUUCACUUGGAAAUCAAAGAUCCAACCAGGAUCAUUAAACAACCUGAAUAUGCAGUCGUCCAGAGGGGGAGCAAGGUGUCCUUUGAAUGCAGAGUGAAACAUGACCACACCUUAAUCCCCACCAUUAUGUGGCUGAAGGACAAUGGAGAGCUGCCCAAUGAUGAAAGGUUCUCCACUGACAAGGAUCAUCUGGUGGUAUCUGAUGUAAAGGAUGACGAUGGUGGCACCUACACAUGUACAGCCAACACAACGCUGGACAGUGCUUCAGCCAGUGCUCUGCUCAGGGUUGUCGCUCCUACUCCAACUCCAGCCCCCAUUUACGAUGUCCCGAAUCCUCCCUUUGAUUUAGAAUUGACCAAUCAACUUGACAAAAGUGUUCAGCUGACAUGGACCCCAGGCGAUGACAACAAUAGCCCCAUUACAAAAUUCAUCAUUGAGUAUGAAGAUGCAAUGCAUGACGCAGGGCUGUGGCACCACCAGGCUGAAGUUUCUGGAACGCAGACCACAGCCCAACUGAAGCUGUCUCCCUAUGUGAACUACUCCUUCCGUGUCAUGGCAGAGAACAGCAUUGGGAGAAGUAUGCCGAGCGAGGCAUCAGAGCAGUAUCUUACAAAAGCCGCAGAACCAGAUCAGAACCCCACGGCUGUGGAAGGAUUAGGGACAGAGCCAGACAACUUGGUGAUUACAUGGAAGCCCCUGAAUGGUUUUCAAUCGAAUGGGCCCGGCCUCCAGUACAAAGUGAGCUGGCGCCAGAAAGAUGGUGACGAUGAGUGGACGUCUGUGGUUGUGGCCAAUGUGUCCAAAUACAUUGUUUCUGGCACACCAACCUUUGUCCCAUACCUGAUAAAAGUUCAAGCUCUGAAUGAUGUGGGGUUUGCUCCAGAGCCAGCUGCAGUCAUGGGGCAUUCUGGAGAAGACCUUCCAAUGGUGGCUCCUGGAAAUGUACAUGUCAACGUGGUGAACAGUACGUUGGCAGAGGUGCACUGGGACCCUGUUCCUCCCAAGAGUGUCCGAGGACACUUACAAGGGUACCGGAUUUACUACUGGAAGACUCAGAGCUCCUCUAAAAGAAACAGGCGCCACAUUGAGAAGAAGAUCCUCACCUUCCAGGGCACCAAGACGCACGGCAUGCUGCCAGGGCUACAACCAUACAGUCACUAUGCUCUCAACGUCCGAGUGGUCAAUGGGAAAGGGGAGGGCCCAGCCAGCACGGACAGAGGCUUCCAUACACCAGAGGGAGUCCCCAGUGCUCCCUCAUCUUUGAAAAUUGUUAAUCCUACACUGGACUCUCUCACUUUGGAAUGGGACCCGCCAAGCCACCCAAAUGGCAUCCUAACUGAGUACAUCUUAAAAUAUCAACCAAUUAAUAGCACACACGAGCUAGGCCCUCUGGUAGAUUUAAAAAUUCCUGCCAACAAGACCCGCUGGACUUUGAAAAAUUUAAAUUUCAGCACUCGGUACAAGUUCUAUUUCUAUGCACAGACAUCAGUGGGGUCAGGCAGUCAGAUCACAGAGGAAGCCAUAACAACUGUGGACGAAGGUAAGAAGGCUGGUAUUCCUCCACCUGAUGUAGGUGCAGGCAAAGUCCGUGCAGUAAAUCCCAGGAUCAGCAAUGUCACUGCUGCAGCUGCUGAGACGUAUGCCAAUAUCAGUUGGGAGUAUGAGGGACCAGAGCAUGUGAAGUUUUAUGUUGAAUAUGGUGUAGCAGGCAGCAAAGAAGAAUGGAGGAAAGAAAUUGUAAAUGGUUCUCGGAGCUUCUUUGGGUUAAAGGGUCUAAUGCCAGGAACAGCAUACAAAGUUCGAGUUGGUGCUGAGGGGGACUCUGGUUUUGUGAGUUCAGAGGAUGUGUUUGAGACAGGACCAGCAAUGGCAAGCCGGCAAGUGGAUAUUGCAACCCAAGGCUGGUUCAUAGGUCUAAUGUGCGCCGUUGCCCUCCUCAUCUUAAUUUUGCUGAUUGUUUGUUUCAUCAGAAGAAACAAGGGUGGUAAAUACCCAGUUAAAGAAAAGGAGGAUGCUCAUGCAGACCCUGAAAUCCAGCCCAUGAAGGAAGAUGAUGGGACGUUUGGAGAAUACAGGUCUUUUGAAAGUGAUGCAGAAGAUCACAAGCCUUUGAAAAAAGGAAGUCGAACACCUUCAGACAGGACUGUGAAAAAAGAAGAUAGUGACGAUAGCCUGGUUGACUACGGAGAGGGGGUGAACGGCCAAUUCAACGAGGAUGGCUCCUUUAUUGGACAAUACAGUGGUAAGAAAGAGAAAGAGCCAGCAGAGGGGAAUGAAAGCUCAGAGGCCCCUUCUCCUGUCAACGCAAUGAACUCCUUGGUUUAAGUCUUUAAGCUCUGUGCCAAUGUCCAAUCUCUCUGGAAUGGUUUUCCUGAACACCUGUCAUCCCUCUCAUACUACGGACAUAUGGGUAGAAAGAAUGUUUUCUGCGGUGUAUGAGUAUUAUGAGAACAGAGCAAGAACAUGACUCAGUCAGAUGAUGCAUUAAUGUGAACUGGGGUGCAAAGUGCAUACGUUUGUUUUUUUUUUUUUUUUGGUUCGGAGUGGGUUUUUCUCAAUUUCUUUGGAACUGAUUAAAAAGAAAUACAACAUCAUCAAUAGAUUACAUUAUUCCCUGUGCGGGAUCCAGUUCAAUAAGAUGCAUGAGACGUGCUGCACAGAGGACACACCUGUGUAUGGGAUUGCGACGUGGUUGGGUACUUUGUUGACACUAUCCUCAGCUGAACCCUAAAUACGAAUUCCGUUGUCAUUGUGGAGAGUGUUACUGUAGUGUUCUCUAGAACUUCAGUGUCUCUGUGGACAUUGCUGUGAAACUCGCGACCAUGUCUAGCUGGCGUUAGUCUUUUUGAGAGACUGUUAGGAACAGUGUGUACAGUAUAUACUUGCUACAUGAGUUACUUAUGACAGUUGCAUCCGCGAAUGCUUGCCGAGACUCUGAAACCUGUUCUUUGCUCCCGGUACUUCCUAGGCGUUUUAACUUUCCGGGUGUCACGGCACUACACUAUCUGCGUUCAGCCCUUUGGGGGCGUAAACAUUGCGCAUUGUGACACCCUCUGGCAUUUGUGCCGUACUCUAAGAAUUGAAGUCAAAGCUCCCAAGUGAAAAUUUUAAAUUUUAGUCCAGAAGAUGCAGGGCAAGACACGCAGUGCCUUCAGACAAUGAGCACUCCCUGACUCCCAUACUCUGUAUCAGCCAGUGUGGGCAACUCCAUCCUACGCGACUGCUGUUGUUGGAAAGGGACUUUUCAAAGGCGGAGAUAAUUCAAACUGAAACUGGGAACAUAAGAACAACUUUAUUUGAAGGGGCUUCCCCCCCACCCCCCCAAGAUAUCAAACCCAAAGCUCUGCCAUUGUCUGGAGCACAUGAUGGUUUUGUGGUCUUUUGUGGUUUCUAGCCAAACAAGUCAAGUUGAAAAAGAAAAAAAAAAUGGUAUAGAAAUGGAUAGAAAACCAAAUGAUUGCAGAAGUAAAAGCGUACAUCAGCAUGCCUAAAAUACUAAAUUAUUCACUCUGCCUAGACAAGCUUUCAAAUUCUGCAGCAUUCAGCAACGUGUAUGCAAAUUGCAACAGGCACACUCCAGAAUCUGAGAAAUCUGACCAGUGCUUAAGUAGGCCAGCAGUCAAAGGGAUUACACCUAUGGUCUAAAGAACAAAUACGUAUAUCCUAUCAUAGCCAUAAACAGUGUGUGUGAAAUGGCUUGCCUCCAACAUAGAAACCUAUGACAGCCUAUGGUUGAAGGGUGCUCAGUUUCAUUUGCCAAUAAAUUGGUUCCUCAUAACUUGCAUCAAGUUUAAUUUUAAGUAAAGCCUUUUAUAUGUAGGUAUUCUGUUGAAUUUGUAAAUAUACUUAGAGUGUAGAAGCUAUAUGCUCAUAGGUGUUACGUGCAAAUAAACAUGCAAGCAAUGGUUAUGUUCUCCCGUGUGAGAAGCAGGCUCAUUGAUGAGUGUAGUAAGUAAGUGGGACCAGGAAACAUCCAAAUGACUUUCAUGGUGUUUUGGAUUUAUUUUUUUCCCACUCGACUUUUGUCUGUGAAACUGAAAUAGUGAACUCCCUCCCCCCCCCACCCCGACUUCUUUAGUCUGUUGCUGGCUGAAAUCCUCAGUGUUUUGCCAAUGGAGUACAUUAGGGUUUGCUACCGAGUACAGGUAAAGCUUGUUUUCAAGUGAUCCUCCAAAUGAAGUGACCCUAAAUACUCUCAUCUCUUCAUAUUCACUCUCCACAAACCAGCCUAUCUAUUGAAAAUACAAAAUAACACAACAGGCUUGCCUCAACAUAAUAAAGCGCAAAGACAAAAGUUCCUUUCAAGUCAUCAUCGUCUUCAGUGAAAGACAAAUGUGAAGUCUCUGCUCUUCCAUAACUAUAGAUGCUAAAUUUCUCUGUGCAUGAAGUCAUGCCUGUAGAUAACUACAGAUUUUCUAUUAAAAAUGAAAAAUUAAGUGUGGUUUCAAAGCCCCCGCCCUUGUACUUAGUCAUGUUCCUGGAGGGGUGUAGGUGUGUAGCAGGUGUACCCGGACAGGAUGUAGCUUCUGGACUUCCAUCUGAAAAGUGACUGCUAAACAGCCCAGCUUGCCUGGGUUUCAGCUUCUUCAAAUCUGUACUUCCAACGAUUUUUGAAGAAAUUCUGACAUUUUUUGUUGUGUUUUUAAAAAGACUUUGGACUUUAUCACCAAAGUAAAAAUAAGAAUUAGUAAACUAGAGAAGUCGGGAACUUUUAAGUGGAAGGUUAGGGCUAGUUAAGCAGGAAGAGAUAGAUAGCAAGAAUCCUUUGAAAACAGGUGAACAAAUCUGGUUCUUUGUCGAGUCUCACAAAAGCCCGAUUGCUGGUGCCCUGUCCGUAUAACCAGUGCGGACUUCCUCGCUCCUCAGCCAUGGUCAAUUUAUAUUUCUUAGCAUGGCUACUUGAUGAGAGAGUUUGAACACGCAUACAUAUUACAAAUAUGUCAUCGGCUUCCUUUUCUCCACCUCCAUUCUUCUGUCUCCAAGCUGUACAGCUGUGCAAACUUCCAAGCCUAGCAAUUAUCCACAUUCCACCUGCCCCUGAGUCACCGGCCCCUGGUUCUAGCACUGCAUCCAGGAGACCUACCUGCCUUGCGCUCUCAGAGAUUUAGAUUGCUUGCUAUGAACGUGAAUCAGAGGUGUCAUAUAGAGCUCAGUAUUCCUCUCACAAAGGACAGGCUGGCUGCUCUCGGACCCUCCCUUCUCUGUCCUCAUUGUGGGCCAAAUUAACAAACCUUAGCCUCACUCUACAUCAUGACACGGCUCCGUGGCAACAGGAGCUUUGAAACUUUAAGCAUGACCUCAGAAAAGAUCUUGUAGUCAUAAACCGGUAUAAGCCCCCUUCUUCACGGGUUUUAAUGACUUUCGAGGUAAGGGGAGUCUAGGAACUCAGGGAUUUUCAGCCACAGAAUGAAUCACUUCCACUUGAGAUGUUUCUGCAGCUGACCACCAGAGGGCGCCUGUGCUUUAUCCUGCGUAGAAGAAACAUGCUAGAGAAAGCGGGCUAAUGACCCUGGCUGAAUUGGUUUUGGAUAAUUAAAUGGUGACCUGAUGGUGCAGAAAAUGAUCGCCAAUUCCUGCUAGGGAAAUGAGAUUGCAGCUCUCCCCAGCGAUUGCAUGAGUAUGUGAACCUUUUGCAUAAUUUUUUCUCUUGAUCGGGCCACGGUGUGUCAGGGGAAGAGUUGCCCCAGUCCACUGGCCAUGUUUGUCAGGUAUAGGUGUGUGUGUGUGUGUGUGUGUGUGUGUGUGUGUGUGUGUGUGUGUGUGUGUGUGUGUGUGAGAUGAUAAAGGAAGGGAGUCCUUAAAGUGGCCUCACUUCCUUUCUUUAAUGAUACUAUUUUUGUCUGCCACCAGUGGUUUGAUAUUUUAUUAUUGACUAGAACACACGCGAAAGUACUUUAAACACUACCCUCAGCUCUUAUGAUUCACUUGGGAGACAGGGAGAGAAAAGCAGAGAAUAUCACUGCAGUAUUUGUACUGAAAAGUGGCUCAGUGGGGUGGAAAGAUCAAUCCCAGAGAGAAGGAUUCGUAUUCCAACCCCAGCAUCAGCCAGCAGUGUGGCCUGCAGGAACGCCUCCUCUCGUCAUUCACUCCACAUCUGUCUCCUCAGUCAGACAAUGACGGGGCAGAUCGUGUCUAAUGUGCCUUUCUAGAUUAAUCUUGUGUGUCCUAGUAACAAAACAGAACAAUCUGAGCGCCUGCUAAAGCCAGGAACAAACACAAGCAAAGCCAGGUGUGAGUCCUGCUCCCGUGGGGCGUGGAGCCUAGGGUUUCAAGACAGCUAUAAUCAGAUGGCUUCCUGCGUGGGUGCAGGUCCUCACUUAGGUAAGAGCUCUGAAGGGAAAGCAUAAACAAAUGGUAGUGGUAGUGCUGUCCACCUUGGUAUGGUGGUCAGGAAAGUGACUCUGAGAAAGGAAGUGUGCGUGGAUAGGAGAAAGGCAAGGAGAAGCCGUAGAAAGUCAAGGGGACAAAGCUGGCGAGCAAGUCACCAUGCUUGCCUAGAUGCAGAGGCCAGGCUCUCCUGGGUCUGAGGAUCACGUGACAAGCAUCUACAUUUAGUCAAGAAGCAAUGAAAAUUGAGUGGGUCAAGGAACUUCUACGAUUAAGAGCACAAGAUUAAGCCAUGGGGCCCAGAGGAAAUUGCCAGGAAGAAUAUGAACUAGAGGACUCAGGAUGACAUAUGAGCCAGAAACUGUCAUCGUAGUGUCUAGGAGCAGGAGAGCGCCCUCUGCAGGAGGCCAGUUACCAGGUGCUCCAUGUCUCUGCAAAGCAGGAGGCUGUGUUGAGGUCGAAGUGAGGGAAAGACCAUUGCAGGAACAAAUGUCAGAUGUUUCUGCCUGGGUCUGGACACCACCCCCACCCCCCUCCGACAGAUGCCCACCCACUAGUCAUCCCUGUCUCUUCUCUCCAGGCUGUCUACUGACUUUCAAACAACUCAGGUGUCUCAGUAACAAACAGGCUCUUGCAUCAGUUAUCAGCCGUCCUCCAAGUUUCAUGGUUAAAAUAGUUGAAAUAAUAGCAGGAGAAGUAUAUGAGGAUAAUUGUAAAAGACACCAGUGGCCAGAUCAUACAUCCUUUGUUCCUUCUAUGGCUGUAAAAUUCCCCAGUCCCUCCCAGUGUGCCCUGUAGACUGAGUCUUUCUUCAGCUCUAAGUGUGUGGUUCAUUAUCUCAGCAGGCCACUCAACAACAAAAGAGAAUCUUUCCAUCAGACACUAUCAGCCAGCUCAUUGAAGUCACUUGCCUGUAUUAAAAACUCAAUUCUUGUUCACCCCAGCCCACAAAGUCUUUAUUUUCAAUAUCUGAACUCUGGCUUGACCAUCACAAGGAAAAAUCUCAGAUGAUUCUAAUGUGUAGCCAAAGUGGAAAUUGGUGUUGAUAAGAUUAUUCUGUACUACUGUGCAAAUAGGGAACGGUAUUUUAAAUAGGUUCCUCAACACAGCCCCAAGGGUGGAUUUCAAAUUCUCUUCUAUUCUACACAUAAAGUGAAUCUAGAGAGAAUAGACCCCUUAUACAUUGCUGAUGGCAAUAUAAAACGGUCCAGCCACUCUGGAAAAGAGUUUAACACUUUUUUUUAAAAAAAUUGAAUAUAAAUUUACUAUGUGACCAUAUUCAACCCCUAAGUCUAGACCCAAGAGAAAUGAAAACCUACAUCUUGCCAUAGGCUUGUACAUACAUGUUCAGAAAGCAUCAACCAUAACCUAGAAAGCAACCCCGGUGGCUAGAAAGUGUCCCCAGACAGGCGGCCAAACAGAGUGAGUCUAUCACAGGCAUAGAUGCGGUAGCUGCACAGUCAGAUGGGACACUACGUGGCAGGUUAUAUGGCGGAUUGAUGCACGCAACAGUGCGAAGACCUCCCAAAACAUCAAAAGUUAAAAGUCGAGCACAGGGCUGGAGAGAUGGCUCAGCGGGUUAGAGCACUGACUGCUCUUUCAGAGGUCCCGAGUUCAAUCCC